AUGUUUGCACAGAAGCUCUACUGUCUAACUGUGAUUAUCCGAGGCUAUGAGGGCUCAGCGAUGAUUCACGGUGAGGAUUACUUGACCACGUACACGUUCAACACUAAUCAAGCUAAGCAUAAGUUCUGCCGCAUUUGUGGAGUGCAGUCGUUCUACGUCCCACGGUCGAAUCCAGAUAGCAUUGGUAUUAUGCCUCAUUGCAUUGACUCUCCCACGAUAAAAGAGCUGCGCUUCAGUGAGUUCGAUGGAAGGAACUGGGAAGAAGAAAUGAAGAGGAAAAGCUCCAAAGGCACUUUAAGAAUGCUACUGAAGGUUCCGGAGCCCCAGCUACCUGGGAUAUUAAAUCCCACAUAUUACAUCCGCAUAUUCCUGACAUCAUUGGAUAUUGUUGAGUCUGGUAUAAUGGAGCUACUGGAACUGGAACUGGGACUGGGACCGGUACAAUAA
Molecule: messenger RNA, 447 nt
Organism: Cooperia oncophora
Lineage: Eukaryota; Metazoa; Nematoda; Chromadorea; Rhabditida; Trichostrongylidae
Source: the annotation of a GenBank genome assembly